UGGUUAUGUCUUUGAUUAUGAUUACUACAGAGAUGAUUUCUACAAUCGGUUGUUUGAUUACCAUGGUCGUGUCCCCCCACCACCUCGUGCAGUGAUUCCACUUAAACGCCCUCGUGUGGCUGUGACAACAACUCGCAGAGGCAAAGGGGUUUUCUCCAUGAAAGGAGCAUCACGAUCCACCUCAAGUGGGGCUUCUUCCUCAGGAUCCAAAUCACCCACCUGUCUUCCCCUGCCCCUUAUGUGGAGUGAUACUGUCCUUGGAAGCGUCACUGGAAGAGGAAGAGAAAGAUCAG
Molecule: messenger RNA, 293 nt
Organism: Nestor notabilis (Kea)
Lineage: Eukaryota; Metazoa; Chordata; Aves; Psittaciformes; Psittacidae
Product: RNA-binding Raly-like protein
Exons: 3
Cellular component (GO): nucleus
Molecular function (GO): RNA binding
Source: RefSeq, a predicted model, not a curated record